GAAAUCAGUGUUCUGGCAAACAGCCACAGGUCCGCUCGCGUAUACAUACGUUAAACGCGCAAUUUCUCUUAUUAAUUUAGUAUGUGAAUGCGAAAUACGUUAGUUUUGCACGAAAACUAGUGACAUGUUAUUGUUGUUGGAAUAUUAACUGAAGCGCCUACUUUUCUUCGCUCUUGAACAGACUUCAUGAGCAUCUAGUUUUUUAUAUUUGAAAAAGACUAUACUGUUUAGGUAUGAUCAUAAGGAUAUCAUGGCUUUUUCACCUGCUGACUUUACUAUUCAUAACGACGAUAUCAGGUAAUCCUUUAUUUUUACAACAAAGUGGAAGAAAUAUUAAACCAGUUAUAAAAUGGAGACAACCAAUGGAUACCUGGAAUUGGACAGAUACCCCAAGAAACGACGAAAUAUUUUUUAAUCCUUCAAAUUUCACACACAAACUUCCGCCGUCUGCAAAUGAAACAGAACUUAUAGCUCACAUGGUGGCCUUAAAACGUAACUACUCACGGCUUCUGUGGGACAGCGACAAAAGCUCCAAUUUACCUCUGUUUGUGGACAAGGCUUUAAAAUUAUUAAAUCUGAAACAGGUGUACUAUGAGGUCGAACACUCUGUUAUGUCUAAAGUAUCUUGUACAGCUUGUAAAGCUGGAGCGGGUCUGCUGCAGCACUAUAUGAGGCUGGGUAAAAGCAAAGAUGAGAUAAAUAAAAUGAUCUAUCAGUUUUGUGUCUCUUUAAACAUACAGUCUGCAAGAGUUUGCGAAGGCAUCACUAGAUUGUUUGGUAGUGAAGUAGUGUACGUUUUGAAACGAAUAACCUUAGGACCAAACGAAAUAUGUAGUUUUGUAAUCGGCGAUGCAUGCGGCGAUGUAUACAAUCCCUAUCAUGAAUGGGAAGUUACUUUCCCUCCGGUUCCAAAACCACCUGUGCUGCCUUUAAAAGUACCUGAUGAUAAGGCACAGACAUUCAAAGUACUUCAAAUAUCAGACACUCAUUUCGAUCCCUAUUAUGCUGAAGGAGCCAACGCAGAAUGCAAUGAGCCCCUUUGUUGUCGGGCAUCAAGUGGACCAGCCUUGACUCCUGGCGACGGCGCUGGUCGUUGGGGGGAUUACCGCAAGUGUGAUACUCCGAAACGAACCAUAGAUGACAUGUUACAACAUAUAGCUAACACACAUCCUGAUAUAGACUACAUCUUAUGGACCGGAGACUUACCACCUCACGACGUAUGGAAUCAAACGAAGGAAGAAAAUUUAAAAGUUCUACAAGAGACUGUUGCACAGAUGUCAGAUAUGUUUCCUGGAGUGCCUAUCUUUCCUGCACUCGGGAACCAUGAGUCGUCACCGGUUAACAGUUUUCCUCCUCCAUUCAUUUCAUCACCGGAGUCAAACAUGGCGUGGCUGUACAAUGAGCUGGACGCCCAAUGGCGUCGCUGGCUGCCCGCGGGAGUGUCUCACACUGUUCGACGCGGCGCCUUCUACUCCGUACUCGUUCGACCUGGAUUCCGCAUCAUCUCGCUCAAUAUGAACUACUGCAACAAUAAAAAUUGGUGGCUUCUGCUGAAUAGUACAGAUCCAGCAACGGAACUUCAAUGGCUAAUAUACGAAUUGCAAACGGCUGAGUUUAGCGGUGAAAAGGUCCACCUGAUAGGACACAUCCCACCCGGACAUUCGGACUGUCUCAAGGUCUGGAGCAGAAACUAUUACGCGAUCGUCAAUCGUUAUGAAUCAACAAUAACAGCUCAGUUCUUUGGACACACACAUUACGAUGAAUUUGAAGUUUUUUAUGAUCCGAAUGAUUUAGGGAGAGCGACGAGUAUAGCAUAUGUCGGUCCGUCAGUUUCGCCGUAUUACGAUUUAAAUCUCGGAUACCGGAUUUACUACGUGGACGGUGAUCACGAAGCAACAACACGAUUAGUAGUCGAUCACGAGACCUGGAUAAUGAACUUGAAGGAGGCUAAUCUGUUCGGAUACCCGAUAUGGUACAAGCUGUACUCGGCGCGCUCCGCCUACAUGAUGCCGGCGCUGCGGCCUCAAGACUGGGACAAGUUCAUAGACGAUAUGACCACCAAGGAAGACGUCUUUAAUUUAUAUUACAAACAUUACUGGAAAAGCAGUCCACGUCGCGGUAUGUGUGACGGCGAAUGUCGGAAGCGGCUCGUGUGUGACGCGCGGUCUGGCCGCUCGCACGACAGGCGCGUGCUCUGUGGACACAUCGAGGCGCGCAUUGACGGUGCGCCCGCGCCGCAAACAUGGCGCGCGUGGUUCUAUAACGGAUUGUCCGUCUCACCUAGUGUAACUCAAGUUUAAUGGUGGUGGAAAACUAUUUUAGGUGCCCAAGGAUAAAGAAUGUCAAUGUUAAUGCAAAUACCGCAAGUGGCAUAUCAAAUACCAAAGUUCGUGAUGGGAUUGGGUUGAAGUGGACUCGUAGUCAACAAUUGGAGGCACCACCGGCAUAUCCGAAGAAAGAUCAAAGAUAACUUAAAUAAAACUAUUUUAUGACAUCUAAAGUCUUAAGUAAAUUGAAAAUUCUAUAUUUUUUUAUCUUUUAGGUAUAACGUAAGGUUAGUUUAAUAUAUCACUAUCUCGAAAACAAUAACGCUGAAGAUGGAUCCUAUUUUUUCUAUUUUUGUAAAUAUCUUUUGUAAAUUGGGUAAUUAAAUAACUAUAUAAGUGUA
Molecule: messenger RNA, 2668 nt
Organism: Danaus plexippus (monarch butterfly)
Lineage: Eukaryota; Metazoa; Arthropoda; Insecta; Lepidoptera; Nymphalidae
Product: sphingomyelin phosphodiesterase
Exons: 13
Coding region: 234-2300 (688 amino acids)
Biological process (GO): ceramide biosynthetic process; sphingomyelin catabolic process
Cellular component (GO): lysosome
Molecular function (GO): acid sphingomyelin phosphodiesterase activity
Source: RefSeq, a predicted model, not a curated record